Molecule: messenger RNA, 5474 nt
Organism: Hylaeus anthracinus
Lineage: Eukaryota; Metazoa; Arthropoda; Insecta; Hymenoptera; Colletidae
Gene: Dp1
Product: vigilin
Exons: 22
Coding region: 197-3898 (1233 amino acids)
Cellular component (GO): cytoplasm; nucleus
Molecular function (GO): mRNA binding
Source: RefSeq, a predicted model, not a curated record
UAGUGGACAAUUACUUGCUCGAUGAUAAUUGAAUUAGAUUAAGUGCUGACCAGUGCCUAAUACGCGUGGAUUUUCUAAUGUUUCAGGCAAAUCACUGUUAAACUGGCUUCGUAAUACGCAUUUAUUACUUGGCCGGAUUUCUUUAUUACGGUAGAUGCUACUGUAAGGACUUGGCACGAAACAGGACAACCCCAUCAUGCAGCAGCAGUCAGUAAUGGAAGAAGGAACGGCCUAUGAGCCACCUACCUACGAUGAGACAUUCCCAGUUCUUCCCGAGUCAGCCAGUUCAAGUUCUGGAAAAUUGAAUAUUUUCUCCAUAAAUAACAAUUUACAAGUUGGAUGUGUUACUAUCACACAGAUGUUUCGUGUUCCUGGGGAAGAACGCAAGUUUGAUCAUAGCGACAAGUUUGGCGAACGUGAAUCUAUACGUACGUGUAAAACAAUAAUGAAAGAGACAAAUACGAUCAUUGAAAUAGCAUCGUCGAAAGAUCAAUCUCUUACAUUCCUUAUAACUGGCAAACAAAACCAAGUUUUGGAAGCCAAGCGCCGAAUUUUAACAACAUUUCAGACUCAGGCGAGUAAACUAAUUAGCAUUCCUAAGGACCACCAUCGUUGGAUUCUUGGAAAGCAGGGACAGCGUCUUAAAGAUUUGGAAAAGACAACUGCUACAAAAAUAAAUGUUCCACCUGUGCAAGAUCAAUCAGAUACGAUAGUAAUCACAGGAACUAAAGAAGGAAUAGAGAAGGCUGAGCAUGAAAUUAGAGUAAUUUCAGACGAACAGUCGAGGAAGGCGUUUGAACGAGUAUCUGUGCCAAAAAUAUAUCAUCCCUUUAUUCAUGGUGCGCAUAACGAGAAUCUCAAUGCCAUGAUGGCAGAAACUGGAGCUCGAAUUAAUAUUCCUCCUGCAUCUGUACAAGAAGAUGAAAUAACCAUUGCUGGUGAAAAAGAAGGUGUGCUUGCAGCAAAGCAAAAGAUUGAAGCCAUCUAUAGAGAUAUGGAAAAAAGGUGUACUACGGUGUCUGUUGAAGUUCCGAAAUCGCAGCACAAAUAUGUUAUCGGUCCUCGUGGUAGUACAAUAGCAGAAAUAUUACAAGUAACGGGUGUAAGCGUGGAAAUGCCUGCGUCAGAUUCACCUACGGGAACUAUUACUCUUCGAGGACCUCAAGAAAAGCUUGGUCAAGCAUUGAAUAAAGUGUACGAGAAGGCAAACAGCGUUCGCACGGCUGUAGUAAAAGCGCCUGUUUGGAUCCAUAAAUACAUAAUAGGACGGAAGGGUGUCAAUAUUAAACGUAUUACACAAGAAAUGCCAAAAGUGAAUGUAGAGUUUACUGGAAAGGAAGAUAAAAUUAAAAUUGAAGGCCCACCUGAAGAAGUAGAGAAAGCACAAAAUGAACUCCAGUUAAUGGCUAGCGAUCUUAUUGCUAAACUCACUUUUACAGAAUUAAAUGUUGAUCCCAGAUUUUAUAAACAUAUUAUUGGAAAAAAUGGAUGUAAUGUGAACCGUGUGAAAGAAGGAACAGGUGUUGUUAUUAACAUUUCUGAGAACGAUGGCAGUAACAUCAUCCGUAUUGAAGGAAAUCUCGCUGGUGUAAUGAAAGCUCAAACGGAAUUGGUGGAAAUGGUGAAAAAAUUAGAGAAUGAAAAAGAGAAAGAUGUAAUAAUAGAUCAUCGUUAUUAUCCUAGUAUUAUCGGCAAUAAGGGAGAUAAUAUUAAAGAAAUCCGAGAUAAGUUUAAUCAAGUACAGAUUACUAUUCCUGGUCCAGGCGAAAAAGGAGAUAUAGUAAAAAUUAGAGGGCCUAAAGAAGAUGUAGAUAAGUGCCAUAAGUAUUUAAUGAAGUUGGUAAAAGAGCUAAAUGAAAAUAAUUAUGUACUAGAGGUUCCCAUUUUUAAACAGUUCCAUAAAUUUGUAAUUGGUAAAGGCGGAGUAAAUAUUCGUAAGAUCAGAGAGGAAACGCAAACAAAGAUAGAUUUGCCUGCUGAAGGCGAGAAAAGUGAUGUCAUAACUAUCACAGGGAAAAAAGAAAACGUAGAAAAAGCUAAAGAAAUGAUUCAAAAAAUACAAAAUGAACUGGCCAACAUUAUUACGGAUGAAAUAGUAAUUCCACCAAAGUUUUACAAUUCCCUUAUUGGUACUGGCGGGAAACUGAUUCAUUCUAUUAUGGAAGAUUGUGGUGGCGUUGCAAUUAAAUUUCCUACCGCGGAAAGUCGAAGUGAUAAGGUGACUAUUAGAGGGCCAAAAGAAGAUGUUGAAAAGGCAAAGCAGCAGUUGCUUGAACUCACAAAUGAAAAGCAAUUGUCCAGUUACUCGGCUGAAGUUCGUGCCAAAGUACAACAUCAUAAGUUUCUUAUUGGAAAAAAUGGUGCCAAUAUUAAGAAGAUAAGGGAGUCCACUGGAGCACGUAUCGUAUUUCCAACCGAAGAUGAUCAAGAUAAAGAAGUGAUUACUAUUAUGGGAAGAAAAGAGGCUGUUGAUAAAGCUAAGGCUGAAUUAGAAGCCACAAUCAAAGAAAUCGACAACAUCACCGAAGGUGAAAUCCGCAUAGAUCCAAAGCACCACAGACAUUUUGUAGCCCGCAGGGGUGGGGUAUUGCAUCGUAUAGCUGACGAGUGCGGGGGUGUGCAAAUUUCUUUCCCUAGAGCUGGCGUAGAUAGCGACCGCGUAACUUUGAAGGGAUCGCACGAAUGUAUAGAGGCAGCGAAACAACGAAUGCGAGAAAUCGUGCAAGAAUUGGAAUCGAUGGUAACCGAAGAAUGCAUAAUACCUCAAAAGCAUCAUCGUACAGUCAUGGGUGCGAAAGGACGUAAAGUGCAAAUGAUCACGUCCGAAUAUGACGUACAAAUUAAAUUUCCAGAUCGUGACACAUAUGAUGAACACCGAGCUACAGAAGAAAUGAAUGGUGAGAAUGGAGAAGUUGCGGAAGCUAUUCCUGCCUGUGAUAUUAUACGCAUUACUGGACAACCGGAAAACGUUGCAGCAGCUAAACAAGCGUUGCUUGAUCUUGUACCAAUUACAAUAGAGGUAGAGGUACCGUUCGAUCUUCAUCGUUCUAUAAUAGGACAAAAAGGUCGCGACGUGCGAGAAUUAAUGAGUACAUAUGAUGUGCAUAUCACCUUAUCUCCGGCGGAAGAGAAACUUGAUUACAUUAAAAUUUCUGGAACGACUUCAUGCGUCGAAAAUGCAAAACAAGCUAUUCUCGAUAAAUGUAAAUCGUUGGAAGCCGAACGGCAAGACAGAGCUCUGAAGUCAUUCGAAUUGAAGAUCGAAGUUGAACCAGAGUAUCAUCCAAAAAUAAUUGGACGGAAGGGAGCCGUGAUUAAUAAAAUACGUAGCGACCAUGAUGUUCAGAUUAACUUUCCACGUAAAGGUGAUCCCGAAGAACAUAUCAUUACAAUCACCGGCUAUGAAAAAAAUGCUUACAGCGCGCGAGAUGAUAUCAUGAAAAUUGUUAACGAAUUAAACGGUUUAACAAAAGACGAAGUGAAUAUAAAUGCUGCUGUACAUUCGCGUUUAAUUGGUUCAAAAGGUAGAAAUAUUCGUAAAAUAAUGGAUGAAUUUAAAGUCGACAUUAAAUUCCCGAGAAAAACUGAUCCCGACCCUAAUAUUGUGACGAUCGUGGGUACAGAGGAUAACGUAGCUGACGCAAAGGAUCGUUUAUUGAAUUUAGCUGAAGAAUAUAUUCAAGAUGUUUUGGAGAAUGAAUAUCGUGAAAGUUUACGUUCACCUCAACGUGAUGAAAGAAAUUCUGGAAAUUCUGGUUUCGUCGUGAAAGGGGGGCCUUGGGAACAGCAACAACAAAGCGCCCCGAACACAGCCAGUGUCGAAGAAUUUCCACAAUUCGCCGGGUACUCUCAUGUACCUGUGACCAAUCCAGAUGGUCCGUGGGGUGUCAAACGUUAAAAUUUUUAAUUCAGUAAAAUCGAUGAAACGUAUAAGUGCUAGGUGGUUCCCUGUUCCAUUACUGAUGUUGCUGCAUACGACCUGGCCACUCUAUUGGACUCUGAUACUGGUUUACUACAUAACGUUUGACGAUGGUGUUUAUAUUUACAGUUCAUAUACCAAUAUCCUAUGUAUCUGUAACAGUAACGCAUGAUAUUUUAAGUUUAUUGCCAUGUUAGGUACACACACACAUACGUACAUAGAUAAAUACAUACAGUCAGACACAAGACGAUGGACGAUUAUCAUUCGUAACGAAACAUCUAAUUUCAUGAGUUUUAUUUCUGCUGAUAUGCCUUUCAGGUACAGAUAUGUUGUACUUAAGACUGUGGCUUCGUAGGAACUAAUUUUUGUGUGUAUUAUAUAUUUCUCAGAUUGUCUCUAACCGUAUAGAUUGCGUGGCUAAACGUUCUAACCGUUUAACCGGGCAUAAUAUUUUGUUAAUUUAUUUAUAUUUUUUUGUACAUAAAUUGCAUUUUUUUGUUGUGUUGGACUUAAGUGGAAUCGAUUUCGAACCACAUCACGAUAUUAGAGUCUAUACAAAACUUUUGUGAAACGUGAAGCUUUAAGGUCUUUCUAAGGAAAACGUUCCUAGAUAUAAUUUCCUGCUUUUUUAAGUAGCUAGUAUAAUAAUAAGGUCGCUUUGUACUCCUGAAAUUGCCAGUGCUCUAUAAAGCGGACAAAUCUGCCAACAAACUAAGCGGUCAUGUAUAUUAUUGAAUACUGGAUUUAAGAAAAGCAGAAGCGUUUAGUAGCGACGAAUACACAUUGGGGGAACAUAAUCUUUAGAAGGCCUUGAUAUUUUUGUACUGCGUUUAUGCAGUUAUCAAUGACGAGACACAGGAUCAUUGGCGUCAUUAAUGGGAAAGAAUCAUGAAUAUUUGUAAUUUAAAAGCUAUGCGUAAUCUUCUUUGAACAGCCGAUUUUAUUUAUUCUUUCUAUUUUACUGUUUGCUCUAUGAUGUGCAAAUUUUUGCAUUCUACUAUUUAUGAGGCCAACUAGCUAAGAAAAAGAUAUUCGGUUCAAGUGCCUUGUCUAUUUUCUUCGAGACAGCUCAUUUCAAUUGUUGGAGGAAUGUGAAUAUUAGAUUAUAUAUAAAUAUAAUUAUAUAUAUAAAUAUAUGUAUGUAUACACGUAUAUAAAUAAUGAUAAUAAUUAUAUUACUAUAAAUAUAUAUAAUCGAUAUAUGAUAGACAUUGUACUACAGGUACAAUAAUAUUACUACUAUCACGAAAAUAAAAUAAUAGAUCAUGUAUACAGAAAUUCACUUAUAUUUUUUAGAUUUACAGUAAUUUUUAUAAAACUACUUGGUACGACGACCUACAUGUCAUCUCCAAUGCAUGAUUUAUACAAGAACGCCAGAAAUAGCGGUCGUAAUAUGCUUAGUUUUGGCUAAGAAUUUAAUAGAUGCUGUGCAUGAAUGUACCUUUUCUAAUGAAUUAUAAAUACGAAAUACUGUAAUUACAAAAUAAUAUUCUCUGUACACAUAAUGUCAUAAUACAUGAAUUCGAUUGUAACAAUAUAUACAUAAUUAAUCUAU